GAGAGAGAGAGACAGAGAGAAAGGUCUUCCUUUGCCGUUGGUUCACCCUCCAAUGGCCACCACGGAGCCAGGUGCUUAUCCUGGUUUCCAAGAGGCAGGGCCCAAGGACUUGGGCCAUCCUCCACUGCACUCCUGGGCCACAGCAGAGAGUUGGCCUGGAAGAGGGGCAACCAGGACAGAAUCUGGUGCCCCUACCGGGAUUAGAACCCGGUGUGCCGGCGCCGCAGGGCGGAGGAUUAGCCUAUUGAGCCACGGCGCCGGCCAAUAUAUACACACUUUUUAAAGGGUAGACACAGGCUUGCAAAUUUUCUUUUUUUCAUGAAAGGAUAUUUAGAAACACAGCCAACUACCAUUUCCUAUUUCACCAUCUCAUAAAAUAAAGAAUAUGUGACAAUAAAAGAUUCUAAUCUUAUUUUAAAAAAAAGAGUAGUAGGCCUUUGAAUAGAAUGUUUUUGUUUUUUGAAAAACUUUCUACCUUGUCUGUAUUUUUCUCAUUUUAUGUUGGACUGCUGCAUCUCCACCUUAGCCUGGCAUCAUUUGGGAACCACUGAUUUAAAAGACAUAGAGAAUUUAAAGAUAAAUUUUCUUGCAAGAUGAAUAAUUUUCACCUUGCCCAUGAAUCUGUUUUGUCCAUGCAUUAAGGACACAUGUGGAAGUAAUGUCAUCGCGUUACAUAGAAUUUGUGUAUGUGUACACAUUCUAUAGUAUGUGAACCGGACCAUGGUGAUGAACAUCUGAAUGUAUUUCCAGUUGCCAAAAAUGGAAACUGUUCUCUUUCUGGGCAUUGGAGACAGGGUAAGAAGAAAAUACGAUGGGACCCAGUUAGGAGGCGCUUCAUUCAGUCCUGUCCCAUCAUAAGGAUCCCUAACAGGUUUUUGAGAGGCCACAGACCUCCACCAGCACGAAGUGGACAUCGUUGUGUGGCAGAUAACACCAAUCUCUAUGUGUUUGGAGGUUAUAACCCAGAUUAUGAUGAGUCAGGAGGGCCAGAUAAUGAGGACUACCCUCUCUUCAGGGAGCUUUGGAGAUAUCAUUUUGCUACAGGAGUAUGGCACCAGAUGGGCACCGACGGCUACAUGCCCCGGGAACUGGCGUCCAUGUCACUUGUUCUGCACGGAAACAACCUGCUCGUGUUCGGAGGCACGGGCAUCCCGUUCGGCGAGAGCAACGGCAAUGACGUCCACGUGUGUAACGUGAAGUACAAGCGAUGGGCUCUGCUUAGCUGCCGCGGGAAGAAGCCCAGCCGCAUAUACGGACAGGCUAUGGCCAUCAUCAAUGGCUCCCUUUAUGUCUUUGGAGGAACAACCGGCUACAUAUACAGCACAGACCUGCACAAAUUAGAUCUCAACACCAGAGAGUGGACACAGCUGAAGCCCAACAACCUGUCCUGUGACCUACCAGAAGAGAGAUACAGACAUGAAAUUGCACAUGAUGGGCAGAGGAUUUAUAUCUUGGGAGGUGGUACUUCCUGGACAGCUUACUCCUUGAACAAGAUCCACGCAUACAACCUUGAAACGAAUGCGUGGGAGGAAAUCGCAACAAAACCCCAUGAAAAAAUAGGGUUUCCUGCAGCCCGGAGGUGUCACAGUUGUGUUCAAAUAAAAAAUGACGUUUUCAUCUGUGGCGGCUAUAAUGGAGAAGUGAUCCUGGGAGAUAUCUGGAAGCUGAAUCUGCAGACGUUUCAGUGGGUGAAGCUCCCAGCUACGAUGCCAGAGCCAGUUUAUUUUCACUGUGCAGCUGUCACACCGGCUGGUUGCAUGUACAUUCAUGGAGGAGUCGUGAACAUCCAUGAAAACAAACGGACUGGCUCGUUGUUUAAGAUCUGGCUGGUGGUACCUAGCCUGCUGGAACUGGCAUGGGAGAAGCUGCUGGCCGCCUUCCCGAACCUAGCAAACCUUUCCCGCACACAGCUUCUGCACCUGGGACUCACACAGGGACUCAUCGAGCGCUUGAAAUGAGGAUGUAUGAACUGUUCAUUGAUACUGGAAAUGUUAAUUUAAAGAGACUCCUUUAUUUAUGGGCAGUGUAGAAUGUGCUACAAAGAGGAUUGGUUACCCUGAUCAAGGCCUUAUUCAGAAAAUACAUCAGAUGCCUUUCUGUACAUUGGUUUUUUAGUUUAUGGACAUCACCUUCCCAUGUGCUUUCUUCUUUGCUUCUCUCUCCCGCCCCAGGGUGCACACACACUCACAUACUCCUUCCCUCUUGGUGGAGUUGCGGGCGAGUCUGAAGGCACCUUGAUAAUGUUGUGAAUCAAGAUGAGAUAAAGAAAAUUUUUUUAAAAGGAAUGUUGAACAUAUGACCAUGUCAGCCAGCGCGCUACAAAUUAAAACAGCAGCAGCAGCAGCAAAAAUAAUUUUAAAAUCCAGCAACAGCUACAAGAAGUAGUCUGGAGGACAGAGCGAGACAGCUCAGCUCCAGAUCCUGCCCGUUGUACGUGCACCAAGAUGCUGACCGAGGGGCGUCUGCCCGAGGGGCUACCGUGAAAGCAGGGCUGACGCGGCUGCACAGAUGGAGCCCCAGGACUGUCCCUGGGCUCUGGAGCAAUUCUCGGCGAAUUGUCUUUUCCUUACCUUGGUGGCACCAGCAGUGGUGCAAGCUGGCCUGUCAAGAGACAGUUUUCGAGUGGAGAAACCGACGGCGGCCAGGGUUGGAGUUUCUGGGCAGUUCUGAACGUCUCCUCUGCCUGUUGCUGGUUGUGGAAGUCUCUCUGAUUUCUUCAUGGAGAACUGUAGGCCCUAAGUAAACAGGAUCAGUUCCGUGGGAGGUUAGGCCAGAGGCGCGCGGGCCAGAGAAUCUGCCCCUCCUGGGCGUGUUAGCUGGGCCUCUGCUUGGACUGUCACGGGCCGUUUGCUGCUUCUGCAGUUUCUGGACCGUGUGCUAGCCAUUCUCUAGCAGUCGGUCCUUGAUGUCCCCCUUACUUGUCGCCGCCUUCUCUCGCUGCUUCAGUGUGCGUGGUGCUGGGAGUCAGUGGCCGGCGGUUGGGUCAAAGGCCUUAGGGGAGGAGCCACAGAUCCCCCUUCCCCUGGAACCAGUAUCGUUUCCAGGAGGACAGUGAGUGCCAUUUGGUUUUUGUGGUGCGAAACUUCACUUCUGAUUCCUUUCAUGUACUUAUAACAAGAAAGCUGACUUCAUUGUCAGUCGCUUUGCCGCCUGCUGGUUCCCACGCAGGGCCUCACGGCGGGACCCAGCGGGGGGUGAGAACCCAGCUCUCCUUGAAGUGCCAGCUUUUAAAGUCACCCUUCUUUUUUCUUCAUCCCAGAAGGGAUCUCUUCAGUUCAUGUGUGGAUUUAAAAUCACCUGGGAGUCAUGGCCAGAAAGCUACCCUCGAGUGUUCAGUUCUAGGGAAGAGAGUGCCACGGCCUCUGGCUCCUGCCUCCUAGGCCUUCUCACAGCCUGACUGUGCUGAGUGCACCCACGGGAGCCUGUGCUCUGUGCUGACCACACGGCCUGAGUUUGGGUCCUUUCUGGGGAGUGAGGAGGCUGGAGGAGAGGCGGGGAAAGCCCUUGGCGGCCUGUGCACCUCUCCCGCCCACCGCUGAGGCGCUGUCUCCAGAGCAGGUCAAAGCGAGCGGCUCCCUUGGUCCAAGACAGAGCUUCGCUGCGUGGCUGCAGCCUGUUCUGUGGCUCUUUGGUGGGGCAGUGUCCCAGGUGGAGCAAGUCAGGCUGUCGAGGGUGGGGAAGGGACUUCUGUCCUCCAUUUAUAGAGAGAGGGACCAAAGACGGAGGGCUCAGCCUCUGUGCUUAGACGUCCGUGGGCCUUGGGAUGCGCUCAGGUCUCCAGCUCUGCUCCGCUAGAAAGCUGGAGAGGCAGGGAUCUGGCUCAGUCCCUGCCAGCUCGUGUGCUUCUGAGGCCUGACCUGAGGACCUGGUGACGGUGUCGGGAUGUCUAAGGAGUCUCGUCACCUGACACUGGGACAGUGACGUAGUGUGACAGCGCUGACUGCUGUCGAGCCGCACGCGUGCACGUGUUCCGGAUGCCAGAUGACGCUCUGUGCAGUGGAGCAGAAUGCAGUACAGGGGUCGCCAGGCACUCCGUCCGUCCGUACCCAGCAUGCGGGGUUCCGCACACUGCUGCUUGAUUUGGGAGAGUUUGCGCCUGCCGCUUCUCUGUCUCUUCAAGAAACUCCCAGCCGCCUUCUGCGGUCCUGUAAAUUUAAGUGCAAUAUGUAGAAACGCAUUUGAAUAGAUACAGAUUAUAUAUAUAGGGUAUGACUAUAACGCAGGUCGAUUACUUUUUUGCCUCUGUCUUGGGGAAACCAGUUCAUUACCGGAGAGUUGAACUAUGCCAAGAAUUCCUGGUAUGACUGGCUGGUGUAAGCCGACUCCAAGGGAAGCUGGGUUUUCUUACUCUAGGUCUUAGAGACUUAGUGUUCCUUGGCUUUGUCAGAGUUGAGGGUUUUUUCCCCCCACUCAUCUUUGUACCGUCUCAUGUUUGCCUGUCUUGCCCUGGAACAAGGAAGUCCACCUGCAAGGAGUUCCCUACGUGGAGAACUGAAAUCUAAUAGAUAAUACUCUCAGUUCUCCUGUGUGUAUACUAACUUCCCUGCGAAUGUCAGUACUUUAUUAGAUGAAGAGAAUGGCGAUGUCUUCAUUUAAUAAGGUAUUUUCCACAUCCUACGAAAGUUAUAAAACUCAAACAGAAUAGAUUGAAAUGUUAACUGUCCUUCAGGGGCCAAAGAAAACCCUUUGCACUGGCAGAAUCUUCAUUUUUCAGGCCUGAAUGACAUGAUCUAAGAAUUUAAGCCAUUCAUGUCCAUUAUUACAUAGCGAGAUUUAAAAGUAUAACAAUAAGCAUAGUCAUAUUUCUAAGUAAAAGGUAUGAUAGCAGGGACCGUCGGUUACCCAGAGUAGCACGAUUAAAGCACAGAUCAUUGAAACCCAUAGAUAAUCAGUGUUUCAACUUUCCUAUCAAACAAUUGAUUGAUUUCUGUUUCCUCCCUACUCCUUUCUCACAAGCACGUCUCCUUCAAUGGGACGGGGCGAACCGGUAGUUAGAAAAGGAGAAAGAAGACCCACGGAGGGGCUAGAAACCAGGAAACUGACAGCAGUCAGCUGUGCUUGGUCAUUCGACAGCCGUUGGGCUCUGGAAGUUAGGGACCGCGGCGGUGAUCCCGAGCGCAGCUGUGACUGCUCGGCCUGACCCCUGCCCUGACCUCCAGGCUGUCUGUCCUGGAAGCACCAAGCCCCCGUGGGCAGAGCAGCUGUGGACGUGCAGGGGCAGUCCCCCGCCUGAGCACACUGCGUGGAUGCUGACCAGCACUUGCUGUCCUUCUCGUCAUGUGGGAGGCCUCUCUCCUCUGGCACCUGGGAAAGGUCCGAUUCUCCUCGGAUAUGAUGUUGGUCUCCUGCGGUAAAGCCAGCGCUCUCACGGAUGUGUACAGAGUGGCACAGGGGAUCGCGGGGGCUACCUGCCAGCAUUCUGAUGUAGCACAAAAAGCCAUUCUCCUUUUUUUUUUUUUUUUUUGUCUAUUUUUCCGGCGUUGAGCUUGGGGGUGGAUGAGGGUUUAUGGUUCCAUGCUCACGAGCCCCCAAACUAGUCACUGGCCAGGGCCAGGGCGCCGGCAGGGCGGAGGGAGGCUUGGCAGGUGUUGGCCAUGGCGACCCCCUUCUGCAGGUGCGCGGUUCGGCGGUGAGCGACCUCUCCCCUAGUCUGGUGUUGAAAGCUGAAGUCCUGACUUGUGCUUCAAAAGUGGUACCCAUCUUUUGAGUGUCAUAUUUCGUGUUUUUAAUUUUGUAAAAACUUUGAAGAAGUCUUGGAAAGGCCCUGCAGAGUCAGGGUACAGGGUGCGUCACAGGCAGUUUCCAGAGAAGACAAAGCGGUCCCACCCGAGCGGUCCCUGCUCUCUCACUGGUUCCGCACUUGGAACACCAGGAGGCGUCAGAAAGCGCUGGGUUUCUUGGAAGCCACUUCCUGUACACAGAGCGUUUGCGGGGGGGGCACGGCCUCCCCCGGUGAAGGCGCCCGCGAGCGAGUGACAAAUGUGCCGGAAGGGCCUAGGCAAGGAGGGAAGCCUGUGUCUGAACCGCACUCUGAGGGGGGAGCCGAGGGCGGCUCGGGCCGCACGGGCGCGUGAGGUCGCGUGGAAGUCCUUUUGCAGUCUGGUGUGCAUGCCGUGUGAUCAGGACAGCUUCUCCACUCUCCUCGGUUUCCUGCAGGCAAGUAGGAAACACAGUGAAUUUACCCGAAUACGUCCUAUCUGUAUUUAUGUACCUUGUCAGUGUUUUGCUGUUGGUUUUCUAAAACAAUCUGAUCAAUAAAUCUUACCCAAAUCUA
Molecule: messenger RNA, 6274 nt
Organism: Oryctolagus cuniculus (rabbit)
Lineage: Eukaryota; Metazoa; Chordata; Mammalia; Lagomorpha; Leporidae
Gene: KLHDC10
Product: kelch domain containing 10
Biological process (GO): positive regulation of stress-activated MAPK cascade
Molecular function (GO): protein binding
Source: RefSeq, a predicted model, not a curated record